This is a messenger RNA of Periophthalmus magnuspinnatus, 6441 nucleotides long. RefSeq names its product sarcolemma associated protein a (gene slmapa). Bases 1553 to 4348 code for a protein of 931 amino acids. Gene Ontology annotation, molecular function: protein binding. Lineage: Eukaryota; Metazoa; Chordata; Actinopteri; Gobiiformes; Gobiidae. Gene Ontology annotation, biological process: regulation of voltage-gated sodium channel activity; protein localization to plasma membrane; regulation of membrane depolarization during cardiac muscle cell action potential. The record is from RefSeq and is a predicted model, not a curated record. The transcript has 25 exons.
CAUCUCAGUCACAGUAUGGAGAGGACAUUGAACGCACCACAGUAACAGUAUGGCGGCCGCGGCUGGAGCACGUCAACUUCUUCGAGAUUCCUUCCAGAAAACUGUGUAAAGGUGGUGGAUUUAUUACUAUACCGCGGUCAAAAAUAUCAGCCACACUGACGAGGACCGAGGCACGGAGGUUUGCGGCCCGCCCUGGGGGACUCACGGCCGGGUGACUGCGGCUGGUGCGAUGCGAGUGGAGCCGCAGUUAAGUCCAGAAACUCCCCUGAUUUAGUGGCAGUUAGCCGGGGCUAGUUAGCUCACCUCACCGCUAGGCUAAGCUAACCUGCUGUCGCUUUCUCGGCUUCGUUGCGGCAAUUACCUGGGAUUUCCCUCAUUAAUUAUUAACACCAAGCGACAGGGAUGGCAUUUCGGCUUCAGCUGGUUAGCGAACUGAUUGAGAAGGGCCAAGAGAAAACAUUUGGAGUUAUUGGUGAUAAGUUUGUCAUUAGCCUAGCCUAGCCUAGCCUGCCGCUGGUACUACGCCAAAACCAGGCGCUAACUACCCUUCUCACCCCAGUCUACAGCUUCCAUUAGCAUUUAGCCGCAUCGACAGACUUCAAACCAGUCUGGACAAGUAUUUGCACGAUACUUGAGUUAAUAAGACAGAUUUUAGACGUUGGAAUAGAAUGUUUUAGCCUUAGUUAGCGUAUUUUUUCUCAGGGUUGCCUGGUAAAGGUGUUGAUAUGAGGGAGUGGUGAUAUUAGCUUAUAUUCCGUGUAUUGCCACUGCUGAAGCACAUUAUUAUUGACAUGAAGAUUAGGUUUGCUUAAUUCAAGGCGUGUUAACUUCAGAGACCAAGCGCAGAAAGACGUGCAAGAAGUGGUGAAGCAUAAAUUGAUUGUACUUUUAAUAGCUUUACAUUGAAUUAUUUCUAUGGUGAGUUGUACGGGACGGUAGCGUUAGAUUUGAUGGACGUGGAGGGCUGUCAGUGCUAUCCUCAGUCAUGUAUGUCUUGACACAUGGCACCGCGGUCUGUACAUAGUGCCUAGUCUUGUAUUGCUGCUUUAAGGUUUAGGUAUGUAGUUUUAGUGGCGCUAAAAUUGUAAACCCUGGACUUAAGCCUGGAGUCCUAGUACUCUAUUAAUCCCCAGAUAAUUACCCUCUCAGCUGCAACACUUGUCCAUUUGACCAAAUUAAUUAGUCUUCACAAGUACUCCAGAGGUCUAAUAAGGUUCUAGUUAGGUUUAAUAAGUAAUUUGGUGUGGUAAUAGAAUAAAUGAGACACUUUCCAUAAUUUUGUUUGUGAGUUUAUAACUAAAAAUCAAACCUUCAAUCAAUGAGUAACAAGUAGGUCCAGUUUGUUACUGAAUCCAAGAAAUGUGCUUCAAGUGGUGGACAAUGCACAUUAGUUAGUGCCUGAAGGAUUUACCAGACACUAAACUCAAGGAAGGGGACCCGGUAGAGUGGGAUAUUUUUUUUCUUGUGGAGAGACCAAGCAGUAUCAGCCACUCUGGAGCAGGACGGCCUCUCGUUGGUGUCUGGUUGGAGCAACACGCUAAAGUCCAAACCGAUGCCGUCUGCGCUGGCUGUGUUCACGUGCCGACCAAACUCGCACCCGUUCCAGGAGCGCCAUGUUUACCUGGACGAGCCCGUCAAGAUCGGCCGCUCUGUGGCCCGCUGCCGACCUGCCCAGAAUAACGCCACCUUCGACUGCAAAGUGCUGUCCAGGAACCACGCGCUUGUCUGGUUCGACCAUAAGACCGGCAAGUUCUACCUCCAGGACACUAAGAGCAGUAAUGGCACCUUCAUUAACAGCCAGCGCCUGAGCCGGGGCUCCGAGGAGAGCCCCCCAUGUGAGGUUCUGUCUGGUGACAUCAUCCAGUUUGGUGUCGACGUCACUGAGAACACCAGGAAAGUGACUCAUGGCUGUAUCGUGUCCACGAUCAAACUGUUCCUUCCAGAUGGGAUGGAGGCUCGCCGCCGCAGCGAUGUCAUCCAGACUCCACUGCCGCUGCCUGUAGACAAGGUGUCUGCCAACACUCCCAGUAUGUACUCUCAGGAACUGUUUCAGCUCUCCCAGUACCUACAGGAGGCCUUACACCGAGAGCAGAUGUUGGAGCAGAAACUGGCCACUCUUCAGAGACUCUUAGCCACGACACAAGAAGCUUCAGAGAGCAGUUGGCAGGCCUUGAUCGAUGAGGACCGGCUGCUCUCUCGACUGGAGGUGAUGGGCAGCCAGCUUCAGGCCUACUCCAAGUCGCAGACGGAGGAGAGCAUCCGUAAAGAGCUGCUGGCGCUGCAGGAGGACAAACACAACUAUGAGACCACAGCCAAAGAGUCUCUGAGGCGAGUGCUGCAGGAGAAGAUCGAGGUUGUACGAAAACUGUCUGAGGUCGAGCGUUCCUUGAGUAACACAGAGGAUGAGUGUACUCAUCUUAAGGAGAUGUCAGAACGGAGUCAGGACGAGCUGAGGGAACUGGCCAAUAAAUACAACGCCUCAGUGAACGAGAUCAAGGAGCUCACAGACAAAAUCAAGGCUGCAGAGGUGCGGUUUGAGGAGCAGUCUCAGAGGGGUGUAUCUGAGCGCAGAGAGCUGGAGCUGAAGGUGGAGGAGAUGGAGGAGAAGGAGCAGGUUCUUCAGGCCCGAAUUGAGGCUCUGCAGGCCGACAACGACUUCACCAACGAGAGGCUGGCUGCGCUGCAAGUGCGGUUAGAGCAGCUUCAGGAGAAAAGCAUAAAAGAAAACAACAGUUUGGAUGUGGAUAUAGAAAUUUGCGGCACGGUAGAAGAGCUCGAAGAGGACAAAAAGAACCAAAAGAGAGAACACAAAGUGCCCCCAGAGGUGGAGGAGGAGAGUGACCCCACAGAAGUAGUGGAAGUCAGAGGGGACAUUCUGCCUGAACUCAUCUCCGUGCCACAAGAGCCCGGAGAGGACAAAAACAACCAAGAGGAAUCACUACACGAGGAAGAGGAGGAAGACACAGACACCGACGGGGAGCAAGAUGAUGACAACUGUCACCUAAACAACAGCGGAGGAGACUCGACUCGAAUACAGCAGCUAAUAGAAUGUCCGCCGGUGAAACAGUCUGUCAGUUCUGCCCUUCACAAAAUUGCCAACUUUGAUGAAGUGAUGGACGCUCAUCUCCAAAACAAUCAAAUAUCUGAGGACGAUAACCUAGGCAGCCCUGAUCGGCUCAAAGCAGGAAAUGCGAUGGACGCCAAAGAGUCGGACAUGUCGGACACUCUGAGCCCGAGCAAGGACCGCAGCAGUGACGACACUUCAGAUGGAAACAUGGACGACCAGGAUCUGAAUGAACCUCAGAACAGAAUGGCUUUGCUCAAAGCAGAGCUGCACCGAGCGGGACUGGAGCCCUCAGACACAGAACAGGUGAUUCACCACCUGCACCGUGAGCUACUCGGAGCUCAGGAGAGGGCCAACGCCGGCAAGCACAAGUGCCAGCAGCUACAGGCUCUUCUGGAGGAGGAGCGCAGGAACAACCUCCAGCUCACAGAAGAGUCGAACAAACAAAUCCAGUACCUGCAGAGUCAGCUAUUGAAGCUUCAGGCCGAUAUGGAGGCUCUGAGAGAACAGAGGGAGAGCGCCAUCUGCAGCACCAGAGAGGAACUGUACUCUGCCCAGGAGGAGAUCCUGGUCCUUCGUCACGCGCUGGACUCGGCCUCCUCUGAGAGAGAGAGGGAGAUCUCUGCUCUUCAAUCUGACCUGGUAUCUGUGCGAUUGGAGCUGGAGCAGUGGAGAAACACAGCCACAAAAUAUGAGCAAGAAAUCAGCCAUCUGCAAGAGGUCUUCAGUCAGCAGCAGACAAACACCCACAGCCAAAUACAAGCGGAGUGUGUGUCAUUGCAGCAGAAGUGUGUGAGUUUGCAGCAGGACUGUGACGCGCUCAGAGCUGAACGCACCACUCUGACCGACAGACUGCGCCACCUGGAGGAUGAGCUGAUCAGCUCUCGACAGCAGAGCCAGGUUCUGAGCAGCAGUCUCGAGUCCCUGGAGAAACGUGAGGAGGUUCUUCAGGACAAACUGGGCUCUUUAGAAAACCAGCACCUGCAGGACGCCACCAGCCUGAAGACCCAACUGCACCAGGCCCAGGAGCGCACUAGCACUCUACAGAGAGAGUACGAGGACACACAGUCGCAGCUGUCGGACCUGCGUCAGAGAUAUGAGCGAACAGAGAGAGAGAAACUGAACAUCCAUCAGGAACUGGAGCAAUGCAAGAGCAGUCUGAAGCUCCUACAGGACAAGACCACCUCUAGCGGCUGGAGCCCCUGGAUGCCGGUCGUCGCAGUGAUGGUUGCCGUGACAGCCGCCAUUCUUUACCCCAACCUCUCCAAGAGCAGCGCCACCUAAGGGCGGGAAGCAGAACUACAAGAAAAUGUAAAAAUAAACAGAAAAAACAAAAACUCCACAUAGGGAGUGGACAUGCAACAUCAAGUCUAAAUAUCGUAAGGAUGGGUGUGCUGAGGAGAGCUUUACUUGUAAAAAGUCAAAUUGUACAUAAUUGUAGAGGGAUAUAAGGUUGUGGUUUGUAUGGAGGAGGAGAUUUUUGCGUUUAUUUACUUUUGUUUUUAUUCUCGGCUCUCUCGCUCUGGUGGGGGCUUCCUGGGUUUGUCUCACUGCUGAAUUAUUCAACCAGCGUCACAAAUGAUCUUGGAAACUGCAUAAAAUUGCACCAUAAGGUUUAAAAAUCAAUCCUUUCCAACUGCUAUCACACACAUAAUUUUUGUUUUUCUAAUAAUUAAAAUUCCUGUUUUAGUUUAAAUAUUUUUGUACUGUAACUUGAUAUACCUACUUUAACUUAUGAACAAAGUAACACAUUUUUAUUGGCCAAAUUAUAGUCCGAGCAGAAAUCUGAAGCAUUCCUGCAUUUGUAAAAAAUAAACAAAAAACAUAAAAAAACCAAAACAAAACAUGAACUGGGUGGUACUGGUAGUUUCUUCAAAAAUAACAAUUUGACCGAAAAAUAUUUUCACUUCAAAAAUAGAAAGGUUUAGAAAAAAUUUUUGUAAAAUAAACAAUGCGAACCUGUCAUUUUAAAAAUAUUUUUUAUUUAUAAAAAAUAUAACAAUUUCAUUUUUAUGUCUUAUGCAAUUACUUAUUUUUAUAAGUAAUACAUUAGACAAACUUGCAUUUAAAGUUGUAAAUAGUUAGACUUAAAUUGACUUAAUCCCUAAAAAAUGUAAUAGUUGGAAAGCAUUGAUUUUUCAGGCAGUGUUUGGGCGCUCCGUUCUUGUUUCUACUCAGCGCGUUCCUGUUUUAAAUGGUAGUUUUGUUUUGGGAGGCGGGGCUCAGACUUUAAGCCAAAUUAAUGAUUGAAUAAAUAAUAAAGUUUGAUUUUAUUUUAAUUUUUUUCCUGCUUUUUUUUCCAGAAUUUUGUGGCGCGCACAAAGAAAGGGGGGGAAGUGCCUCUUAUGUAACUAAUACCGUAAAAAAAAUCACGUUUUUCCUGAAUGAGAUUAUUUCACCAAAAGUUUGUUUCAGUCAACAGAAAUGCAACUAAAUCAGACGCCAUGUUUUUGAUAACUUACAAUAAAUAAUAAGCAAUAAUACAAUUUUGACAAGAAUUAUUACUUUUUAAACCAAUAUGUUAUAUAUAAUUAAACAGCACUUACAACGGUGGUAGUAAAAAAAACCUUAUCAAUUUUGUUUAAAAAAAAAUAGAAAUAAUCCAUGCUCCCAUAUAUUGGUAUUUCUUGCAUUUAUUUGCGAUCACCAUAUUGAGUUAAGCAUUUGCCAUCAACCAGGGGCUCAUCGGUUCAGCCCGGCUGGUAAAGAUUUUUGUGGUGUCCCUUGGCAAAACACUUCACCCUGUAUCUCGGAAUUGUUAUUACUGGGAGGAUAUCUGGUGUAAUGUUUUAAAACUAGACGACUUACAAUUUAUAACUAAUAUUAAAAGCUAAUAAAAUGGCAUCAGUUUGGAUACCUAUUUUGUAAUACUUUUUUAUAUUUUCACAAAUAAAUUAUUUUAUUCAAUUGUUCAAAACUGUUGUGUAGUAUUAUAUAUAUUUGACAUGCUCUUAUACAUAAGGCUUUUCCCCUGACAAAUGAGUUCAAAUCUAACACAAAACUACCGGUACAUCAUUACAAUGGGCCAAAUCUAAAGUUAUUCUAACACGUGGUGUCUGAUUGAGCAGCGUCUCUUGAUUCAUUUUGUUAUUUUUGUCACUAAACGUCACAUUUUUUCAGUGCGUGAGAAUUUCGUGUCCAUUAUCCACACUUUGUCCGUGUAAAAUCUCUGUCUUGUCGUCUUCGUGUUCUGAAGAAUUUAAACUACGAACAAAUAUAAGAAACACUACAGAGAAUUGUAAAAUAGGUGUAAUGAGCGGAAACGUGUCUAGAUUAUUUUGUUUAGAGAGAGCUGUAGAGCAGAGUAUUAUAAGGAGGAGGAUGUAUUGAAAAUAUGCAGGUGUUUGGAAUAAAAGUUGUAGCAAGCUGACCCACCA